CUUUGAAUAUUUGCCGCACAAACGAAUCCUAUUGCAGUGUUCUUUUCAAAAUUAAUGUUACUCUUUCGAGAAGACAAUUGUUAAAACUUAAUUUCUACACUUUAUAAAUAGGAUAUUUACAAUGUCUGUUUUUAACGCGCGGCAGUUUCUAGGUGCAUUGUAUAAACGUUACAUAAUUUCAUUGCCAUCGAUAAAUUUAUCUAGAACACAAAAAAUUUUUAUUAUCUGUUUAACUGGAGGGUCAUUGCUUCUGGGAGGCUUGGCACAGUUCUUAAAAAGACGAAGAAGACAUCCUCUUCCCCCUUCGAGGAGACCUUUCAGAGAUUUAAAGCAAAGAUUUGCAAAUGCAAAGAACUCCAACUUUGAUGCGGUGUCCCAAGUUUCUUGGGCAAGAAGGAGCGAGGCAAGCAGUAGGAGUCACAUAAGCGAUCGAGCAUCGCUCAUAUCUUCUGUCCCUGGAGGUCCAGAUGGUGAUGUAAGACUUACUCCCCAACAGUACGGUGUUCUUGGUCUGGAGGCGCUGGAAAAGGCUCUGUACUGCUGGGAGGAUGCACUCACGGCGUUCAGCUCUUCUCUCAGCAAUGACACGCUCGCGUUACCGUCCAAGGCGGAUGCAGCGUUCACGCACGACGUCCAAGAGCUCCUCGACAUGGGUUAUCAAAUCCAGACCCACGCGGAACUGCUCUUUAUCGACCAGCACUCGGUAUUGUUCCGCAAUGAAAGCGAGGAAGGCCUGGACAGCCAUAAACCUUCGACCAUCGGUAGCCGAAUCUCCGGGAAGGACAAAGCGGACGCCGCGUCUUCUCCCGAGUCGUUCGAAUCUGCACGCGAUGGUGUGGCAGAUCUGCGCGAGUUCGAAGAAUUUUCCGAGUUCUUCCCACACUUUGAGAAGCAGAAGCUUUACCAUACUGCGCUGAAGCAGCACGAGGAUAAAAGUAUCCUCUGCAGACGAUUGCACACAGAAUUAGUUAAAUGCGGCUCCGACGUUGAGUAUUUAGCCAAGGUCCAUUGUCUGCGACAAGCGUACACAAAAUUGUUUACCAUACCAUCAGCGAGAGUGUGGAUCGCGGAUAUAGGUCGACAAGUCAUUAGUGAUUUGAUCAUGUAUGCAGACAGGGAUCCUAAGGAUUACUUGAUACAUUACGAACGGAUGAUGGAGUUCUUGCAAAAUCCAAGCAACCACAGCAUCAUGGAGGAAGAGCUGACGGGAAGGGGCGUGAAAUGCAUGAAUUUCUACGACAUUCUUAUCGACUUCAUCCUUUUGGAUGCGUUCGAAGAAGUGGAGAAACCGUCCUCGUCGAUCAAAGCUAUUUUACAAAAUAGAUGGAUAUCUGCUAGUUUCCGUGAAACCGCGAUUGGAACUGCCGUUUGGUCCAUUCUUGUUGGCAAAAGACAAAUGUUGAAGUAUGACAAGGGAUUCUUGGCAUGCUUCUAUUCCAUUUCCGAGCAAAUUUCCCCGGUACUUGUCUGGGGAUUUUUAGGCCCGGAGGGCAGUUUACGUUCUACGUGUCAUUACUUUAGAGAUCAAAUUAUUGAAUUCCUUGUAGACAUAUUUAAUUUUUUCAAAGUGAGGUAUACUAGCGUUGAUAACCUCGCUGAAGAUGUACUCAGGGAAAUGAAGGUAAGGGUUGAAAAUAUAAAUCAAAGACUUUCAUUGGAAGGCUGUUAAUCCAGCGUAUGGAAAUAGAUGCUGAGAAGAAAUAUUUAUUUACGCGGACAAGUGGUAGACUUAAAUAAAUGCGGCGGUAAUCGACGCGCGCGAAACAUUAAUCUUCAAAAUUGCUGCGUAGUAUAUUCAACAUUACAUGUGUAUUUAUUUUAAUCGAAACAUGUUCUGUAGCCUCGGUCUACGUUUGUAUUGAAAAUGCAACACAAGAAUGUUAUCAGACUCCUUUUUGUUACCACAAUUAUAGACCUUUCAUUAUUUGUAUAUGGAAGCAUGUCUGUUGAAUUGAUAUUAAUAUAUACAUAUAUAUAUAUAUAUAUAUAUACGUAUACCGUUAACAUAGUAUCAAUUUAAAGAGAUCAAAAGAGAAUUUAAAUAUAAUUAUUUAUGAUUUUAUCUUUUUCAUUUACCGCAUUUAUCAUAGACAAUUCACCUAUUUGCAUUCAUAACGUGCCUCCAAUUUACAUGGUCGUUGUACCCAUGAUGCAAACGGGUCAAUUAAAAAAUUAUUACCAUAUUUGUAAAUAAUUAUUGUUCAUUGCAUUUCUUGCGUACCUUACUUUUAAAUCUACAAUUUUAGUACAAAGACACGUGCAAAAUGUAAUUUGCUUGUUGUAAAAUUCAAUUUUUAUAGACUAUUAUUAUUUGGGAAUCGGACGAAGAGAGUUUUACAUAGAUGUAGCAAAUUGUGAUUUUUAGCACAUAACUGUCAUAGUUCCUUGCAUACUUCGUAAAGUAACGCUAUUUGUAAUAGCGUCAGGGCACUAAAAUGACAUAUUUGUUAAUAAUUAUUUAUUUCUAUUUGCAUUUUGUCUAGACAGUUACUGAGGAUGAUAUUUAGUAAUUUAAAUUUGCACUCUAUAAAUUUGUCAUUUAUUUACCUUUAGCAUACACAUUGCAUGUAUUAUCUAGAUAAUAUCUGUUUUCCUUAUAUUAAAAUUAUUGUAGACAAUUUUCUGUGAGAAAAUCAUAUUACACAUUGCCAAAGAUAAGAGCAUCAUAUUACCAGUGGACGACUGAUGACUAGUAUAUAUAUACAUACAUAUAUAUCUCUAUUGUGUAUUAUCCUUGGUUAAAACUUCGACUAUGUUAUACCUCAUACAUUAUACUAUAAACAUAGCAUACAAACAUUCCAGUUACUGUUAUUGUGAAAUGUAUAAGUUACAGCAAAUUUUGUAUAUAUGAGAAUAUAUAAUGUAAAAAUUA
This is a messenger RNA of Nomia melanderi (Alkali bee), 2872 nucleotides long. RefSeq names its product mitoguardin (gene Miga). Lineage: Eukaryota; Metazoa; Arthropoda; Insecta; Hymenoptera; Halictidae. The record is from RefSeq and is a predicted model, not a curated record. Gene Ontology annotation, biological process: mitochondrial fusion.